UUAAAUCACGUGACUUCUGGUUCCGUCGCCUGAACAACAUGGCGGAACCUUGGUACGGGUUAUGUCGUCUGGGUCGCUUCCUUCCUCUGUUCUUCAUUCUACUGCCUGGUGUGGUCUCUUCGACGGAUUAUGACUACACCUUUACAUUGCCGCCGGGACAGAGAGAAUGUUUCUAUCAGGAAGUCAAGAAAGAAACAAAUUUUGAAGUGGAGUAUCAGGUGAUUGAUGGGGGAGAUCUGGAUGUGACCUUUGUGCUGAGGUCACCAAAGGGAGUCCCUCUGGUGACAGAACUGCGCAAGUCUGAGGGAAUCCACAGUAUCGAUGCGAAGGAGGAUGGAGACUACAUGUUCUGUUUUGACAACACCUUCAGCAGGAUGUCAGAGAAGAUGAUCUUUUUUGAUGUGCUGCUGGAUGCAGACACAGAUGGUGAGGAUGAUGACUGGAUGGACUUUGUGAGUCCUGAGGAAGAGCUGGACAUUAAGCUGGAGGACAUGAAGGACUCGAUGGAUCGUGUGAAAGAGCAUCUCUCCAAGAGCAGACAGAUUCAGAACGUGCUGCGUGUGUUUGAGUCGAAGGACAGAAGCACUCAGGAACAUAACUUUGAGAGAGUCAACUUCUGGUCUGUUCUACAAUUGGCGAUAAUGGUCACUACUGCACUGCUGCAAGUCUACACAGUUAGGAACUUGUUCGAUGACAAGAAAAAAGUUCGGACAUAGGUUCUAGAUGCUUGUUUUUGUAUUUGUUUUAUAAAGGAUGCACAUAUACAUGUUUUAUGGAAUGUUAGACAUGUACAAUGUCCUGCUAUGUGACAGGAAAUAGACCUGCUUGUAGUUAUGUGCCUUAUGUCAGGAUGGAACAGAAGUCUAUCUUGUCUGUCACAUCUACUGUUGAGGAUAGGACUGAUCAGAAUCUCAUUUGCUCUGAAACAUGCACAUCAACAUUGUACCACAUUGUGGUCUAAAAGAAGACAAACCUUUAUGUAACCAACGCUUCAAAUAGACUAGAACUUUCCCAAAUUUUGGUCCGACUCCAUCGGCCCUGUUUGCAGAUAGGCCACUACUAGUAUUAUGUGAUGGAGUCAGGCCAGAAUUUGGUGAAAGUCUAAGUUUAUUUGAUGUGUUGUUUACUAGAUAGAAUUUAGUCCUUCAUAAUGUCAUUUACCGACACAGAUGAACAUCCAUAUGCAUGCUAGCAUUACAUUGUGAUUGUGUGAUACAUGUACAGUUUAUCACAGAAAAUGAAUUGCAUACUCUUGAAAACCUGACUUUUUCUACCUACAUUUCUAACUUCCCACCAUGUGAAGACACAAAAAAUAAAAUACAGCAGUUCAAGGUGUA
Molecule: messenger RNA, 1337 nt
Organism: Branchiostoma floridae (Florida lancelet)
Lineage: Eukaryota; Metazoa; Chordata; Leptocardii; Amphioxiformes; Branchiostomatidae
Product: transmembrane emp24 domain-containing protein 1-like
Exons: 4
Coding region: 39-716 (225 amino acids)
Biological process (GO): intracellular protein transport; endoplasmic reticulum to Golgi vesicle-mediated transport; Golgi organization
Cellular component (GO): endoplasmic reticulum-Golgi intermediate compartment; endoplasmic reticulum; Golgi apparatus
Source: RefSeq, a predicted model, not a curated record